Messenger RNA from Daucus carota subsp. sativus, 1242 nucleotides. Its product is annotated as F-box protein FBW2. Gene Ontology annotation, cellular component: SCF ubiquitin ligase complex. The record is from RefSeq and is a predicted model, not a curated record. Gene Ontology annotation, biological process: SCF-dependent proteasomal ubiquitin-dependent protein catabolic process. The coding region runs from base 128 to 1045 and encodes 305 amino acids. The transcript is spliced from 2 exons. Lineage: Eukaryota; Viridiplantae; Streptophyta; Magnoliopsida; Apiales; Apiaceae. Gene Ontology annotation, molecular function: protein binding.
AAAGUAGAUUGCUUUAUUUAUUCUUCUCCGGAUUUGAUAUAUUAUACUUGUGAAAUACAUGAUGGAGGUAAAAAUGGUUAACUUGUGUAUUGAGUUGCAUGACUUUUUUGUUUCUUGAAAGGUCUAUAUGGAUUCUGCUGAUAGGAGAGGCUGGGAUGGACUUAUUCCUGAUGUUCUUGGAUCAAUCUUCAGCAAGCUAUCCCUAGAAGAUGUUUUGACUGUGGUUCCUAGUGUUUGCAAGUCAUGGCACAAAGUUGUGAUGGGGCCUUACUGCUGGCAGAGUAUCGACAUUGAACAAUGGAGUGAUCAGCAGUCUCACCUUGAUCGAAUUGAACGGAUGCUUCGGAUGCUGAUCACCAGAAGUAAUGGCUCUAUGACCAAGCUCUCUGUCUCUCGUCUGCAAUAUGACCAUCUAUUCUCCUUCAUUGCUGACAAUUCUCGCUCAUUGCAAAUACUGAGACUGACUAGAAGCAAAAUCAGUGAUUCAAUCGUCGAGCAGCUUGCUGAUAGGCUUUCUGGCCUCACAUUCCUGGAUUUGAGUUAUUGUGAUAAAAUUGGAGCAAGAGCAUUGGAGGCCAUCGGAAAGCAGUGUAAAUUUCUUGGAGGACUGUGCUUGAACAUGCAUCCAAUAGAUGUUUUGGGAAAGCCUUCACAAAAGGACGAGGCUCGUGCCAUUGCCACUACCAUGACAAAGCUUAAGCACCUCGAGCUGACUUACAUUCAUCUUGAUACCACAAAUGUUGUAGAGAUUAUUAGCAACUGCCCAAACCUUGAGUUUAUUGAUCUCAGAGGGUGUUGGGAUGUGGAUCUCGAUAACUCAUGGCUAAAGGAUGAGUUCUCAAAGUUGAAGGUGUUAGGGCCACAUGUGGCGGAUCAUUUGGAAAUACAUUGUUGCUGGGAAUGCGAGGAUUCUUCAUAUUACUCAGAUUCUGUUUAUGAUUAUGAAAGUUGGGAUGAAUUCGAUGAUGAUGAUGGUACACUAGAGAUCAUAUUAUACGAAGGACAAGGCGAGAACUCUGACAAUGCUUGGCCUCAAUCUCCUUAAGUUUUUUAUUAUCUAUUAAGAAGAACUAAGAUAGCUUGUUGCUCGAACUUUGCAGAUCAUAUUUGUUCAUAUGUUACCUUAAGCCUGCGCUUCGCAUUCAUAGCGUAAUUGAAGUAGUUUUCUGUCAUCUGCUAUUCGUGUCACAUUAAUUAAUGCUUGUACAUUUUUUUGGUACCGUUAGAGAAGUAUUGAAUCAA